Messenger RNA from Haliotis rufescens (red abalone), 6821 nucleotides. Its product is annotated as sodium- and chloride-dependent glycine transporter 2-like. The record is from RefSeq and is a predicted model, not a curated record. The transcript is spliced from 13 exons. Gene Ontology annotation, cellular component: membrane. Gene Ontology annotation, biological process: sodium ion transmembrane transport. Bases 2536 to 4119 code for a protein of 527 amino acids. NCBI's taxonomy places the organism in Eukaryota, Metazoa, Mollusca, Gastropoda, Lepetellida, Haliotidae.
CCUGGUUAAUACAUGUACCAAAAUCUUUCACGGUUUUCAAGUUAUGUCCCGGAAACGAAAUACGUACGGACGUUCACCAGAUGAUGAAUAUGUCGGACUCGCGUCAUUCAUUUUGAUUACGUCCUUUUUACGGGAGCUAGCAUUAGAUAUACUGGAACAUUGCUAAAAGAAGCGCAAAAAAACUCCUAACUGGGUGUGGCUUUGUUCCCGUGUAAAUGCUAUAUAUUAAAUGCCGAACGGCAAACGGAUAAAUGGGCUUUUGUCUCAUCCUACCGACACUGUGUGAUAUAUGCGCCGUGAAUGUGGUGAACUAGCUGCCUACACUCGUCAGGCGUCUGAGUAUGAACGCUCAGUUCCAACAGUAGCAGACCCGAAAUUUCAAAUGAACGUUCGUAUUGUUCUCCCUCAAUUACCCGAUGCAGUUGUCUCUGAUGACCAAGACAUGGGCUCACAAACGGAAAUUCCUGAUGUUGGCCCCGAAGAUCUUGAGUUUUCUGCCGAUUCCGACCCCUUUUCUAUCUCAUGAUCUGUUGUAUAAUUUGUUAGGUCAUUCUAUAAUCAAAUCUGUGAUUUACCGCUGCACUUACAAUGGAGGAACUCCAUCAGUUUCCAAAGACAAUGAACCAGAGAAGGGGGAAUAUAUAAAAUCAUCUAAUGAAAAACCAGUUCAAAGUCAAACUAACUGAAACAAGGAAAGAUAUAUCCUGGAUAGAACUUUGAUUGAAAUUACAUUAAAGGGCAAUCGAAGUCAAAACGUCAAACAUCAAUUCUGAACCAAAUUAAAGUAAAGUCAAAGAAAACAAAAGGGAAAAUUCUGAAUCAAAUGCAUGUACUUAAUUUCUUGAAGGUCAUGUUCAAGAUUUGGACUGAAAGGAAAAAUAGUGGGACAAGAAAAGAAAUGGUUUUGUUUUAAGAGACCGUCUUUGUUGCUGUACACGGAUGUUAUAUCCAUGAAUAUAAUUUACUAUUCAGUUUCACAUCCACACUCUAAUGAAGGAUGUAACGAAUUAAUGCUUGUGUAUAUUCACCUCAAAAUCCAACAUGCCCACACCAUAUAUUGCCUUGUAUGCAAUCCUAUCAAAAAAUGACAAUGUGCAAAUGUGCAAAUUUCCUGCGUUAUUAUACUAUUCAUAGUGUGCAGUCAGUGUCAAAUGGAAAGCUAUUUUCAGUUUGCUGCAUAGGGGACGUACACAUAGUUGGUUGUAUUCAUGUAUUUUCUCACAUUCUCAGCUUGUAAGUCUCACUGAAGGAUCGUCACCGGGUGUAAAUAAAUAACCCCUGCGAUGUCGGACUCGCUUCAUUCAUUUUGAAUACGUCGUCACUCGGAGAGCUUACAUCAGAGAUCGUGGGAAUGAGACCUUUGUGAACUCGAGUCUCUGUAUAGGCACAUGUUUUGGUGUACGUUUGGCCCCUUCUUAUCCUUAUAAAGGUAUUUGACUAACCCUUUGUGUAAUCAUAGAAAAUAUAUCCUUACAUGAAACUCGUUUCAUUACAUUAUGACGCCUUCUUUAAUAACUUUGUUUACGGACCGUCCCUAAGGAAUGUGGGGGAAAUAAUUCUUGCAUAAAGAUGUACUUUUUUAUUAAAGCAAGCCUGAUAAUCAUGCUGAUUUCCAUUUAUCAUAACAUUCUGCUAAAAAAACCAAUCCCAAACUGUUUCUUGCCUGACUGAACCAAGUGAUUCAUGCUAAUUGUAAACGACACACAUGUGCUUGUUCACAACUACCAUUCAUAGCUUCAUCAGUGCUCCUUCAUCAGUACAUUUCUGGACUCUCUGGUAUAUUCAUCAUUGCGGAGAAUAGGUUGAAAAUUCAAACCAAGAGAACGUGGAUCUGAGGAAACCACAAUGGUCCAACAAGUUCCAGGGUAUUAUUGCAGUUCUUGGUUACUCUGUGGGUCUUGGUAACCUCUGGAGGUUUCCCUAUAUCUGUCAAAAGAAUGGAGGCGGUAGGUACAGUGUAUUGCGUAUCAAAUUGAUUGUUCGUGAUUGUAAACGUGAAAAUGAUAAGCACCACAUUAGGAACCACACCCAGGAAACUUGUUGAAUGAUGGAUUAGCUGUUGCAUCACUGUUUCUUUGAAGGGGCGUUCCUGAUUCCCUAUGUCAUCUCAACAGCCGUGUUGGCAAUCCCGCUCUUCAUCCUGGAGGUUUCUCUUGGACAGUUUUCUGCAAAAGGGCCAAUUAAGAUUUGGGCAAUAUGUCCACUCAUGACAGGUAAUGACAAGUCUACAUGUAAGUAAACAAUCUGCUUGGAAUUAGCACUUAUGACGGUACAGGAUACACUGCAACUUCGCAGACCACAAGCACUUGUUGCACGCUGCGUGAUUAACUGUGUCAGGUUCCAUGACAAAGGUGUAAGUUUCUUAUUAUUACUAUGCAAACUGUUUUAGGAAUGUGUCUUUGAAAUUUCUGUGCCUGUUUCUAUUUAGGAUGCGUAUAUAUUCCAUUGGUUGGUAGCCGUCUUCUGGUUUUCUUUAGUAGGCCUUAGUAUCGCAUACACGUUAUGUACCAUAUACAUGAAUAGAAUAAACUAUCUAUGAGUAAUGAUGCAUUAACUGUGUGCCUAGGUCUUGGAUUUUGCAUACUAGCCGUCAGCUCUAUCAUCGUCCCGUACUACAGCGUGAUGUUUGCCUGGGCCCUCUACUACAUCUACAACUCCUUCUCAGCCGUCCUCCCCUGGACCACGUGUGGCAAUCCCUGGAACACACCUUUGUGUAUGGUUGUAGGCGACAAUGGAGUUAAUAGUUCAAUUGACAUAAAACCAACUCAAGAAAACGUCACUACACCACAUACAACUGUGAGCAUUGGCCAUGCGAAGUUUAACAAAACUCAAAAAGCUUCGAAUGUUUUUGGUCAUACAUCAACGGAAGAGUUCUGGCAGAACAAGGCUCUAGGUGUUUCGACAGGGAUAGAUGACCUCGGCGCGAUGCAACCACAUCUCGUGAUCUGCUGGUUUAUCACAUAUGUUGUUGUCUUCCUUUGUAUCAUGAAAGGAAUCAAAUCCCUUGGAAAGGUGGUGUAUGUGACAGCGUUGGUGCCGUAUGUCCUACUGUUUGUUUUCCUGGUAAGGUCGUGCACGAUGCCGGGUGCUGUGGAUGGUAUUCUGUUUUUCCUAACUCCAGAUUUCACGCGUCUGCAGCAUCCCCAGGUGUGGUUAGAAGCCCUGGUCCAAGUGUUCUUCUCUGUUGGUCCUGCCUGGGGCACCCUUAUUGUCAUGGCAAGCCACAAUUCAUUCAACUCGAAUGUCAUAAGAGACUCUAUCAUCGUGACCGUCAUUGGCGAGUUGACAAGUGUGUUUGCUGGCUUUGUUGUCUUUGCAACUGUUGGAUUUCUGGCUCAUAGUUUACAACAACCUGUAGCUGAUGUAGUCACUUCAGGUCCUGGCAUAGGAUUCAUCGUGUACCCAGAAGCAGUUGCAUUACUGCCGCUCCCUCAACUGUGGUCUGUCUUCUUCUUUACAACAGUGCUGAUGAUGGUGGUUGACUCGAUGUUAGGGCAUGUUGAGACAGCUAUCGGUUGUUUGGAAGAUCUAUUGCCACGGCGAUUUCACAUCAAGCACCUGCAGACUAUCAUGGCUGCUGUGUUCUUGGGAGCUGUGAUCCUUUCUGGCCUUGUUUUCACAACUCAUGGCGGAGUCUACGUUUUCCAGUUAGUUGACUGGUACUUUGCGGCAGUGGCUUGCUACGUCAUUGCUGUUCUCGAGUGUGUGGCUGUUGGAUGGUGUUACGGUGUCAAGCGUUUCUCUGCUGAUGUUCAAAUGAUGAUUGGGAAACGCCUGCCUGUGAUCUACAGAGUAGCAUGUUUCAUCGUCGUCCCUGCUCUCUUGACUACAGCUUUGGUGUUGACGUUGGCUUCCUACAAGCCUCCGAGAUACGGGGAGUACGACUAUCCUAUGUCUGCCGUCGUCCUCGGCUGGUUCCUUGCUCUUGUGUCGGUUGUUCCUAUCCCAGUGACCAUGGUCAUACAAAUACUCAAGAUGGAAGGAUCCCUGGCUCAGCGUAUUAAAGCUUCUGUGAUGCCCUCGCGUGCGUGGCUGAGAUUAAGACGGCAACAUGGACUGGAAGACGAACAAGAGUCCAUAUCUGUGAAGGAUAACUUCCUGUUUAUGAUCGGACGUUAGUCCCACACCAGUGCAUCAUGUUGUUUCAGUAUCUCCUGCUCUAUACCUGUGAAUGUGUUCCCAACUUGCUGACUAUUGGUAAGCGUAUUCUUGGAAGGAAGUGGUGAAUGGAUGGGCAAUUGUCUUAAAACUUGUCAUAUGUGGAUUUCCGGUUAGAAGAUGUAAGCUGCACCAACGAACUUGGUCAUCCCAAUCAAUUGUUGUUUGUUUAAAAAUCUAAACUAAUUUGAGAUCAACGUCUCAAAAAUGCGCAAAGGAAAUAACUUUGUGAACGAAGCAAAGGAAAUGUUAAACGGUUACCUUUGAUUGGACACAAACUUUCAACAAUAAAAAUACUUUCCAAUAUACCCGCAAAAGAGAUAUUAGAUAUAAAUAUAUUUAUGUAAUCAUAUAAAUAAUCAACAGAUGAUAAUCGAUUGUUCACAAUUGGUACACAUCAUUGCCAUUAACCUAGGUUCCAUAUGGCACUCAUGGAACAGUAGAUUCUCAGGGUGAAAGGUCAUUUCAAUAUCUUGUAUGGCCACCAGUAGAGUCUAAAACUGACUGACAUCAUCGUCCCGUGGAAGCGAACAGAUGCAGAAUUGUGGCCUGGGGAAUGUUCACCCACUCUGGCUGCAGUUCUUGCGCUAACUGUCUGGGGUUGUUACUGUUAUCUGUUUGUUGCUGACGUGCUCGCAGCAAUGGUCCAGUGCAUCCAAUAAAUGUUCGAUUGAGUUUAAAUCUAGAGACCUAGGAUAUGGCAGGACCUGGAUGUUGUGAUUCCUAAAAAAGCUGUUGUCAGUCUUGCCUCGUGAGGUCGGGCAUUGUCUUGGAAAAUGACGUUCGCUUGUUGCGUAAUGGGAAGGACGUGUGACUGAAGAACCUUCAUCCGUGUAACGUUGAGCCGUUAAAUUCCGCAGUUGCACCAAGUCUGCUGUACCAGUGUAGGAAAUGGCUGCCCCCAUCACCACACCACCACCACUAAAUCUGUCCUCUUCCUGUUUGCAGUUUCUUGCAUAACCUUCCCCGCGACGCCGGGAAAAGACGAUGUUUACCAUCUGCACAGCGAAGCAUAAAACGUGACCCGUCACUAAACGAAACGUGUCUUCAUCGCAGUACUCUGUGACCUUGACAACCAUUAACGUUGCAGGCAACGAUGCAGGUCCGUCAAAAUGACACCCGGUCGUCUUGCGCGAAUACCUUCAGCGCGUAAACGGUUCCUCACUGUCUGGGCUGAUGUCCUACGCAAUCCUAGUAUUGGCUUAGUUGUAGAGAUGGGCGUGGUGGUUCUUUCACUUAAGUGACGUAGCCUUGGGAAUCUACUCUAGUAGUGACACGUUGUCGUCAGGAUCUGGAAAGGUCCUUUGUGUCCCGUGUGUCUGAUAACGGUUCUAUAGUUUUGUAAUGGUGCUUAGUGCUACGUGGAAAAACCUUGCUGCAGCUGAAGAUAAUUCUCCUGUUUGAAGUCGGGCGAUGGCGUUGUUGCGUUGGACUUCCGUCAGUCCUGGCAUGUUUUCGCUGUUAGAUUGUGAUGUCAUUGAAAUGAAAACCCAACGUUUUCAUAGCCGAAAAAAGUGAUGUUGCACGUGCAUGUCAUGUUGAUGUGUUUCGGCGCCAGGCUCUCAUGUGGUUGUGUUUUUGCGAUUUGCCAUCUUUUCACUAAUUUUUUCAGUACCUCAUUCUUUCCACACAAAUCAAUCCCAGCUCAUGCAGAAAUGGCAAAUUCAUUUUGGGUAUUAAUUCAGUCCGGAUGCCGUGCCGGUUACACUCUGUUAGAUAUUUACAAUUUUACUACCUUUGCUUUUCCUUUUAUCCAGAGUAUAUAUGAGUUAUUACUCCAUAUAAUCAAAGUAAACAAGAAAAUAUAACACUGCAAAACGUUUUAACAAUGUUGAAAUAAUGCUUGAAUAAAAAGAAUCGUGACAUUUAUACAGCCCUAAAGGACAAGUUCGGGUAAUAAAAACAAUUUGAUUGUCAUUCAUCAAUUGGGCGUGAUUACAAACGAACUUUUUCUGAAGUAAAUUAAUUACGAUCCCAAAUUUCAUAGCCUUUUCGGUGCAAUAUAGAUGCUUAAGAACGGUUGAAAAAUCGUCAAGAAAACGUCCAAUUACCCGCGCAAAAAGACGUUUUCGUGUUUGCAGUGGAGUAAUGUCUCUUUUUUAAUAUCCGAACACUGAACACCAGACAGGAACUCUCUGAUUCAGAAUGAUACGUGGACAAUAACAUGGAUUACCUGAACUCCAUGUUACUGAGAUCGAAUUCUCGCAGAAUGCUCAAACUUCACAAUCAUUUUAUGCACUCUUGUGAAGCUUAUGACCUAAUCUCUUUUCUCUCGUAUUGAUUGAUCUCCCUUACUGGUGUUCUUGAACAAGUCUUACAGCACGCUUCUAUGUAUAUGGCCAAUUUGCACCAGAAUUGCACCUUAAAAGCUGUUAGAGGUUUGAACCUUUACGUGUACAAGACAUAUUGGACCCCUAACGUUGGUGAUAUUCUGGAUACUCAGUGUCACAUGUUAAACGCAUAUGACAGCCACGCAUAAAUGCGAUAUUGGUUAGUGUUGCUAUUUUUACAUCUGUCAUAUCAUUGUUUUUUACAGCUGUCAUUAAAUCUUUGCUCCUUGCUUAUAAGUUUCAAGUUGAAAAGGAAAUUAUGUUUUAUAUUAAAGUGUUGCUCUCUCAUUCCAUUUGUGAGUAUUGUUUUAUUAAACUUCGGAUAUUCAUUCA